UAUUGAAAUAGAUUCACUUAAAGCAGAACAACUUCUAAAUAGGUCGAGUGGACAGCAAGUCGAAAUGAGAGAACAAGAUGAAAAGAUUUCCAAAAAAAUCUGUCAAAGUACCAAUGAACUACUACUAACUCCCGCCUUGGACGAUGGCAACAAUGACAAAAAAGAGAUCGUCCCUUCAAUCAAGCAUAAUCUUAGAAAGAUUGAGAGAAAAAAUUAUGCUGAAAACACCUCAUCAGCUGACGAGUUAGAUUUAGAUCAUCUGGAGGAAAAGAUAGUUGGCGAAUUAAAUUCCGAGAUAUCAUCUAUCUAUGAGAACGAAGAUGAAGAAAAUUCUUUAGAUGACAGUUCUGAAGAAGAAGAUACAGCCGAACUUGCAGAUGUGUCAUUUAAUUCUUUUGUUGGUUCAAAAACUGAUAACAAAAAUUAUAAUUGGAAAUUAAAAAAUAAUGAAAGC
Molecule: messenger RNA, 454 nt
Organism: Acaulospora colombiana
Lineage: Eukaryota; Fungi; Glomeromycota; Glomeromycetes; Diversisporales; Acaulosporaceae
Source: the annotation of a GenBank genome assembly